Manis javanica (Malayan pangolin) is the source of this 774-nucleotide messenger RNA. The record is from RefSeq and is a predicted model, not a curated record. NCBI's taxonomy places the organism in Eukaryota, Metazoa, Chordata, Mammalia, Pholidota, Manidae.
AUGGAGAAUCACAGCCACACAUCAACUGAUUUCAUCUUAUUGGGGUUGUUCCCACAGUCUCCAGCUGGCUUGUUCUUCUUCAUUCUCAUUGUUCUCAUUUUCCUAACGGCUCUGUUGGGCAACCUUUCCAUGAUCCUUCUGACCCUCCUGGACACCCAUCUCCACACACCCAUGUACUUCCUGCUUAGCCAGCUCUCCUUCGUUGACCUGAGCUACAUCUCCACCAUUGUUCCCAAAAUGGCUUCUACUUAUCUCUCUGGAAACCAGUCUAUCUCCUCAAUAGGGUGUGGGGCUCAGAGCUUCUUCUUCUUGACUUUAGCAGCUGCAGAAGGAUUACUACUGGCAUCUAUGGCCUGUGAUCGUUAUGUAGCCAUUUGCUUUCCUCUCCACUAUCCCAUCCUUAUGAGCAAAAGAGUGUGUGUGCUGAUGAUAACAGGAUCUUGGAUAAUGAGCUCCAUCAAUGCCUGUGUCCACACCAUAUAUGUCCUCCAUAUCCCUUAUUGUCAAUCCAGGGCCAUCAACCAUUUCUUCUGUGAUGUCCCAGCCAUGCUGACUCUGGCCUGCAUGGACACCUGGGUCUAUGAGUACACAGUGUUUCUGAGCACCACUCUCUGGAUUGUGUUCCCUUUCAUUGGCAUUGCUCAGUUCUUAACCUGGCAGAAACUGGUCUUUGAUGCUGACUACGAAGAAGAAGUUGCUGUAGGAAAGCCAAAUAGUCCUGACAUCUCUACUGACCAGGUUUCACUUACAGUUCAUUUCAGAUGUGACAAUUAG